Sphaeroforma arctica JP610 is the source of this 171-nucleotide messenger RNA. RefSeq lists its product as hypothetical. Lineage: Eukaryota; Ichthyosporea; Ichthyophonida. The transcript has a single exon. The record is from RefSeq and is a predicted model, not a curated record. The annotation marks the transcript as partial.
CCGGCUAUCGAAACCGAAUUUGUACGCCAUGUGAAGAACCAGGCCGACUUCCAAUUGAUCGACAGACAACCGUUCACGCGCACAUGUCAGGCAGAUGGGCGGCAGCAGCUGAUGGCACUCAAUGAAGACUCGUUUGAGAAGAGGCGGUCUCAUAUUAAAGGCGUGAUCAAG